Messenger RNA from Paramecium sonneborni, 1984 nucleotides. The record is from the annotation of a GenBank genome assembly. NCBI's taxonomy places the organism in Eukaryota, Ciliophora, Oligohymenophorea, Peniculida, Parameciidae.
AUGAGAAGUCAUACCAAAUAGUUAACGAUUAUAUAAGAAAAUCAUUUCUAAAAUUAAAUUAUAGAGAUAACAAAGAUUAUACGUAUUUGCAAUAUUAAAACAAUAGGUUAGGGGAAAUAUAAAGCUGGAUUUGCAUUAAUAAACAAAGAAUUUGAAAGAUCAUUAAUUAUGCAUACAGGAUGGCGUAUUCGAAUACAAUUACUAAGAAGAGGAAUAGUAUGUCUAAUUAAGAUUCUAAAAUCAUAUUCUAGAGAAGGGAAUAAAUAAGAGAGUUAAUUACAUUUAGUGAGAAAGUUACAACAAUUCUUAUUGUUUUAUAUUGAAAUGUUAGAAAACUAAGCAAAGGAAUAUAGUAAAAAUUGAUAAGAAAUUAAUUAGAAAAGUUUUAUUUGAAGGAUAUUCUAUAUAGAUUUUCUUAAAUUUAAUUGCUGACAUUUUCAUUAUCAAAGUAACAUGAAGAUGUUCGAUGUGUACUUUAUUGGAAGCCAAUUUGUUAUUAUAAAGAUUCUCGAUUCAAUAAAAUUAAAUUUUAGUAUAACUUAUUAGUUGGACACCUGCAUUUUUAAUUUAAGUUAUAUGAGCCUGCUAUUUCAUAUUAUAAUGAAGCCAUAACUGAAUGUUAAUAUCUUCUGAUGGAUAUAAUUAAUUAAGAUUAUCAUCUCAAAAUAUUAGAAGACUAAUUUUAUAAAGUAAUAUCAUGGAUAAUUGUGACACUCUAUAUUGUUAGUUUUAUAUAUGAAUUACAAUCCGAUUAUAAUAAGUUAUUAGAAACAUAUAAAAUGGCAUAAUGGUUGUCUCAAAUAACUAAUAAUAUAGGUUUGUCUAUUUUUAUAGAUGAUAAAUAUUCUGAGUAUUUUAAUAAAGUAAAGUAUUUUCUAUAAAAUUUUUAGUAUAGACAAUUCUUGAUAGAAAUAAAAGAAGUGAAUUAAAUUUUGGCUCCUCUUUUUCCUUAAUCUAAUAAACAUCAUAUUGAUAAUACAAGCAAUGAUUAUUGGACUAAAAUAAAUGAAGGAUUUUAUAGAAAAUACAAUAAAGAGAUUAAUUUAAAUUUAUAUUCUAUUUUACAAUAACCAGAUGAAUCUAUUUAUAAUAAGAAAUUAUUGGUUCGAUUAACUGAAUAAGAAACAACAAUUCAAUCUAAUAUACAUACACCCCGUUAACAUGAAAAAUGUAAAACUUUUAAUUCUUUGGAUGAUGUAAAAAUUAGUAAACAGACUACUAAUAAUCCUUCCCCUUAGAAUUCACAUAGAAUUUCCAUAGUAACACAUAAAAAAAGCAAGUCACUUAAGUUUACUUCGGAUAUUGAUUAAAUUUUAAAGAGAUUACCAUAAAGAGAGAUUGAAACUUUUUCAUCUUUAAAAGCAAAAAAAGAAUUAGAUCUAUAUUAUUAAUAGAAAGUUUUAUAAUCAUUUGAAAGUGCAAACUAAAUUAAAUCUUUGAAAUCAGUAAAGCAAUAAAUAUAAUUGUAAGAAGAAUUAGAUAAAGUUUGUUAAUCAGAUAUGUUAGUAGGGAAAAAAUUAUUAAAAUUUCAAAAGUAUUCUCAUUAAAGAGUGGCAACACAUUCAAACAUAAUGAAAAUCAUUUCUGAUAUUUCUAAAGAAUAAGAACAUUUAGAAGGCAUUAAUACUGCCAGAUUAACAUUAUAAGGGACAUAAGAUAUCGAAAAUAAAAUGAGAUUUUAAAUAUAAUAAAUAAUAAAAAAAAAGUCUAUUUUUAAUGAAGGUGAAUUGAUGGUAAAUAAAAUAUCAUAAUUAAUUAGAAUCUUAAAUCAUUAGUUUCUGAUUAUGAAACUAAUUUAUCCAAAGCACCAACAAUACAUGAGCAGCCAAUUGAAUAAUCACAAAUUUCUAAAAAUCUAAGAGAGAAAAAUAUUUAAAUUGUUAAAUCAAUUGAAUAAACUAUUAAUAGAAUACCAAUAGAAUAAUAAUUGAAAACAAGAAAGUCUUUUUUAUCUCGUAUAUAAGAAAGUAUGCUUAAAAAAUGA